Molecule: messenger RNA, 1510 nt
Organism: Ochlerotatus camptorhynchus
Lineage: Eukaryota; Metazoa; Arthropoda; Insecta; Diptera; Culicidae
Exons: 7
Coding region: 101-1291 (396 amino acids)
Biological process (GO): proteolysis
Molecular function (GO): serine-type endopeptidase activity
Source: RefSeq, a predicted model, not a curated record
GCGACUGAUUAAUAUCCGAUUCCGACAUCCAUUUUGGAAGCUUGCCGGAAUAAUCCAGCUUAACAUUUAGGUUUUAAAGUGUAAGCCAUAGCUGAUCGAUAUGUGGCUUGCGAUUGGGUCCAUAUUGUCAAUGAUUUCAUUGCUGAAAGGUCAAUACGUUUUAGCUCCCUAUCAGGUAUCUAUACGAUCCAGUGUGCCAACAAUUGUGGGAAACCUUGCAUCUAAUGGCUUUUCCAAGCAAAUUUGCAAUGGGAUUAUCAUUCGAGACAAGUAUAUUUUGACCACUGCCAAUUGUAUGCAUGUGCAAGAUAUGCAAACCAGAGUUAGCCGAACCAUUAAUCCAAGUGAAAUUUUCAUCAUCGCUGGAAAUAUCAACUUGAAUCAAGCUGAUUACGGAGAAGAGGCAAAAGGUACUUUUAGACGGAAUGUUGUGUCCGUGAUAUCACACGGAAAAUUCAACGCAUCAACAGGAGAGAAUGAUAUCGCCCUGCUAAAGCUUGACCGCUCGAUGCCGCUGUACAACAAUACGAACUCGGUUCGCUGGAUAGAGCUGCAACAACAACAACAUCAGCAAUCGCACCCACAAUCCCUACCGGGUUCCGCUCAUCACCAGCAGCAGACAACAGCAGCAGCAACUAACAACAAAGUUAAUGAAAACUGUUUCAUAAACAUUUAUAACAACUCUGUCGGGGUUUCCGACUACCCAUACACUUUGGUUAGAAAUGUUAGCUUUUUCCAAAAAUGGGUUUGUGACGCUCAGAGAGGAUCGAUUGCUGUAGGUCAAACCGCAGUGGGUAGGAAUGGAACCUGUAUCGAGUAUCGGUUCAGUAAUCCACAGUCAUGCUGGCUCGAUGCAAAUUCCCUGAGGCGCAGCGAGGAACGGGGCACCGCUCUGAUAUGUAACUUCAAAUUAGUGGCCAUUUUGGCGGAAAUAAAUCCACCCUCGAAUCCGCAGAGCUGCACUUCGAUAAAACGCUCUACGGCUUACUACACCAUGAUUGAGCCGUACCACGAUUGGAUUGUGAGUGAAAUUGGAUAUCUUUACACCGCACCCAGCCCAGCCGGAGUCAAUGGCACGGUAGCAACGAGUGGUCCCAUGGCUACACAACCUAACCCAAAUGGAUCACCAGCAGCUCCAAUACCGUCCUGGGGUGACCAGGAAAAAAAUGCUAUCACUCCAGGAAAAUCCAAAUCCACAGCAGCGCCAUCAAUCAGCUCCGGAAUUGUAUUCAAACUUAUUCUCUUUAAUUUAUUCAUUCCAUUUGCGUUCGUUUAUCGAUUCCAUCAUUGAUGAUGACGACCGACGCGACGAAGACGGUGAGGUUGUGAAAGCCAUCGGAAUGGAACCACAUCAUACGGCGUCUAUUUUCCAUAAUCCCAUCUCCGUCGGGCAUGGCGGGCCACAGUCACCAAUUUAACCGUUUUUGAAACUCGUGCAUUUCACGACCCACCAUAUGUAGAUAUAUGACUGUAUGGAUGAAUAAACUUUUUCCGCAGGGUGGAUUGUAAA